UACAAAGUUGUCUCCCAUGUAUAUGACAGGUGGGAUUAUUCAAAAGUCCGACAAUGGACUGGAAAGUAAACUUGUUUGUUUGUUUGUGUGUUAGUUUAUUUAAUUGUUAUAUUUGUGAUGACCCCACAGCUACAGAUACCGUUUAUGAAGUUUUACAAAGGACGCAAGGAUUAUCAAAGUUUGAGUCUCUUGUAAGGAAGGCCCAGCUAGUGGAAUUCUUUCAGUAUCCCAGGACGUACACAAUAUUUGCUCCCAAUGACACAGCCUACGAGAAUCUUACACCAGACAGGAAGCUCAUUGUGGAUACCAUGGUCGGCAUUGACCUUCAAAACUUUGUCAAAUUUCAUGUCAUUGAAGGACAAAGGUUGAUGACAGGAGAUUUCCAAGACAAUUCUGUGAGAAGGAGUAUGUCUUCAAGUAAACUGUAUAUAAAUAGAAGAGAAGGCAGUGCAAUAUCUGGUUGGUUUGGACCAACAACAUUCUUUGUGAAUGGAGCCAUUGUAUCACCAGAGCAGAAAGAUUUGGUCGGUGUAAAUGGUGUGGUCCAUGGACUUAUGAUAUGGAUUGACAAGACAAGUCUUAAGACAUCUUAUGAAUAUACACAGACUCCAGACAAUCCAGAAGUCAAUUCUACGAAGUUUUAUUCUGAGAUUUUGAAUAAGUUAUCUAUAUCAGGCCAGUUCUACGAUCCAAUCAAAGAUCUCCAGAAUUACGACGGUAGAUUUACCCUCUUUGUACCCAAUGAUGCUGCUAUAGAUAGAAUUGAUUCAUCUAAACUAAGAGACUUACAACAAGAUGUACAGAAAUUACAUGAGGUUGUCAGAGCACAUUACAUAAAGAAUGCAGCCCUGUUUACAACAUAUGUGAAUCACAAUCAGGGAUUCCUAAACGCCAACCAAAGAGCGCUGUCAAUAAGGAAACCAUAUCCAUAUAACGUUUAUGUCAACAGUGGUGGAGUCACGUCAGCGAUUACAUUGGGAAAUAUAACCGUCAACAAUGGAGUCAUCCAUGUGUGUGAUCGCUUGCUGGGUUUCAUCUAUAACACAGUACGACAGCAGAUAUCAGAAGACUCACCAUUAUUUGACCAGUUAAUUAACAGAGCUUCAGAAGAGAUAAGGAAUACCCUUACUACACAGACUGGAGUUAAUGUAUUUGCUCCUACAGCAGAGGCCUUUGAAAAAAUCAAGAGAGUUCCCUGGGUGUCACUUAACUUUGAUACAAAGCUGAUUGACAAGGUGUUGAAGCUCCACAUUUUACAGCCAGGUCAACAGGUACAGGUGUCAAACAUGGUUGGAGAAUACGAAAGUAGACAGUUCAGAACUAGUCUAUAUAUAGAAGGAACAAAUCCAAAGAUAACUAUUUAUAGACAGAGGAAUGAAACGUGGGUUCAAGGUGACACAGUGAUAGCCAAGGUUACACAGGCUGAUAUAGAGUGUACCAAUGGCAGGAUACAGUUCAUAGAUACAAUAAUGGGUGUACCUUACCUUGACCUGGCUAACCUUAUAUGUAGUGAUCUCUGGUUGUUGAGGACAUAUGAUUACAUGAGAGCCCUUGGUAUGAAAAACUACUUGACUGAUAGAAGAUUCUAUAGUCAGAAGUGUACAUUUGAGUCACAAGGUUAUCCACCAAAUUAUGGUAUCAACAAUUAUUUCAACAAAGUGGGACUGGCAACCAUUCCACCGUGGACACAGGAUCCACCUUGGGACAUGGGCUACUGUGGAACAGCAACGACACCAUGUCAACUGACAUUCUUUGCUCCAAACUCCACAGCUAUAGAUUAUUUCUCAAAUACAAACUAUGGUGAAAAGAUCAUGAAAAAUGCUUAUGCUUUUCAAAGGAUAUUAACAAGACUGAUGUUUCGACAAAAGAUAGAAUUAGAGACGCUAGCAAAUACCAACUAUAAUUACUAUAAUAUACAUGGUGAAUCAAUUCGUAUCUCAAAAUCUAAUGAUAGAUUUGUUACCCUGUAUUACCAGGCAGCAGCAGCUAGAGUGAUCCACAUGGACAACGGUGCUACUAAUGGCAUCGUCCAUAUUAUAGACACUAUACUGUAUGUACCAGACGACCUCAGUCUACUGUCCUCUGGGGCUACCCAUGUUUACUACAGUCCAAUUAUGUUACUUGUUCUACUGUUUUUAUGGACGACAUUCCAUUUCAGAAGAUAGUUGUAUUUGAUGCUGGGACUACAGUCCAAUACUGUCUUUAGUUGUACUUUUUAUGGACUACAGUCCAUUAAUGUCUUUAGUUGUACUGUUUAAGGACUACAGUCCAUUACUGUCUUUAGUUGUACUGUUUUUAUGGACUACAGUCCAUUAAUGUCUUUAUUUGUACUGUUUAAGGACUACAGUCCAUUACUGUCUUUAGUUGUACUGUUUUUAUGGACUACAGUCCAUUAAUGUCUUUAUUUGUACUGUUUAAGGACUACAGUCCAUUACUGUCUUUAGUUGUACUGUUUUUAUGGGCUACAGUCCAUUAAUGUCUUUAGUUGUACUGUUUAAGGACUACAGUCCAUUAAUGUCUUUAGUUGUACUGUUUAAGGACUACAGUCCAUUACUGUCUUUAGUUGUACUGUUUUUAUGGGCUACAGUCCAUUAAUGUCUUUAGUUGUACUGUUUAAGGACUACAGUCCAUUAAUGUCUUUAGUUGUACUGUUUAAGGACUACAGUCCAUUAAUGUCUUUAGUUGUACUGUUUAAGGACUACAGUCCAAUACUGUCUUUAGUUGUACUUUUUAUGGACUACAGUCCAUUAAUGUCUUUAGUUGUACUGUUUAAGGACUACAGUCAAUUACUGUCUUUAGUUGUACUGUUUUUAUGGGCUACAUUCCAUUAAUGUCUUUAGUUGUACUGUUUAAGGACUACAGUCCAUUACUGUCUUUAGUUGUACUGUUUAAGGACUACAGUCCAUUACUGUCUUUAGUUGUACUGUUUUUAUGGGCUACAUUCCAUUACUGUCUUUAGUUGUACUGUUUUUAUGGGCUACAUUCCAUUAAUGUCUUUAGUUGUACUGUUUUUAUGGGCUACAUUCCAUUACUGUCUUUAGUUGUGCUGUUUAAGGACUACAGUCCAUUACUGUCUUUAGUUGUACUGUUUUUAUGGGCUACAUUCCAUUACUGUCUUUAGUUGUGCUGUUUAAGGACUACAGUCCAUUACUGUCUUUAGUUGUACUGUUUUUAUGGGCUACAUUCAAUUACUGUCUUUAGUUGUACUGUUUUUAUGGGCUACAUUCCAUUACUGUCUUUAGUUGUACUGUUUUUAUGGGCUACAUUCCACUCCUGAAGAUAGAUGUACUUUUUGUGUGGACUAUAAGCCAUUCCAGUUGCUAGUUUAAAUUUUUGUGUGGACUAAAGUCCAAUCCUUUCGAUAAAUGUAUUUUGUUUGUGGAUAUUCAUUUUGUUAGGCUUACAGAGAACUCAUCAUAUUAGAUGAUCUACUUUUGUGAACAAAAGUCUGUUCUUGUGGUUUUUUAUAUUGACUUGAAACCAUUCCGCUAAAACUUUACUGUUUAAUUAAGAUUUUUUGCAAUAUAUUAUUGUGAAAAUUGUGAUAUAAUAGGUGUGUGGCAAAAAUAACUUGCAUUUUAUACCGCAGUUCUUAAAUUUGCAUUAAGUAAUUCUGCACUUGUAAUUGCUUGCAAAUAUUUCUGAAUUUACACAACUAGUUAAUAUUUACAUGCAGUUGUUAUUAGAUAAAAGCUGUGUUGAAUACAACCAUAAUACACUGUUUAAAACUAAGAAGUUAAGGUGGUACCCAACACUUUCACUAAAAUUAAUUUGGCUCGUUUAAUAUUCAUAAAAUUUUUACAAAGUAUUUACUUUGACCCUUUGACAAAAAUAUUAAAAUUUAAAAAAAGUUGAACCAAGCAUUUCAUCAGGAAAAUUACACUGGUUAUAUAACAGUUUGACAUUAAUUUUGAUCAUUGAGAAGCUUAAUAUUCCCUUAAAAACACAAUGUCAUUAAAACGUUUAGGUGAUUUUACAGAGUUAUCUCCUUGUAGUGUUAGGUACCACCUUAAAUGUGCAAUACAUCACUCUAAUCAUGUUUAUGUUGUCUUCCUCAGAGCUUUGUAUAUUAAAUUGUUACAAAAAUAUAUGAUACCAAAGUGUACAUAUUGAAGUUGAGCCAUAUUCUGUGUAUAAAUACUUUAAUAUCUUUAUUUCAUGUAAAUAUGUAGGAUCAAGCAGGAUUUGUCUAUAAAAUUUACUUGUUGUAAAUGGUUUUGAAGGGAAAAUAUUUGCUGUGGUAGUACAUCUUAAUGAUAAUAUGUCGGGGGAAAUGGAUUUUAUUGAUAAUUGUUUGGCUUUUUAAUGGAUGUGAAAAUAUUCAUAAAAUAAUUUUUGAAAUUAAUUAUAUAUUCUAGAUUUUUUGGUCUGAUAUUUAGACUUGUAGUACAAUAAUUGAUUACAAAUUUUUUAACCAAAUGACUCAUGUAAAAUUUGAAAGUUUUAUGACUAUUCACAUGCAGUGUGCCAUAUCAAAACUGUGAUUGUUAAUGUUUAUAUGAUGAUUUUCAUGUUGGCUUAUUUCAUGAUUCAACUUGUUUUACUGUUUGAAAUAUUUUUGUUGAAAGUCAAUUUUUGUUUUUUGAACUAAAGCAGUACAAAUAAGUUGCGUCUCCAUUUUGGUAAUGCAUUUAUUUUUUUCCAUUGCUUGUUAUGAUGGUUAUAGUGAGCAAUUUAAAAUUGUGUUUUUGAAUUGAUUGGUUCAAAGUAGAAAAAUCCAUACCAUUUUCAAAUAUUUGCAUGAAAAGCAUUAAAAACAACUUAAAAUUAAGUCUGGACAUUAAGCCAUUAAAGAAAUUAUUAUUUAUAUACAAAACAUAAUAUACAUUGAUACUUGUUUGUAAAUAUAAAUGUAAAUAUUGUGUACAUAAGAUUACUGGAAUAUAUACAUGUUCCAGACCGUAUGAGUAUUUGGACCGUACGCGUACGGGACUGAUUUUAAGUAGAUCAAGUUCCUUAGAAACGAAUGUAUAUUACAGGUCAACAUAACUGAAAUCUCGAAUUAAUAUAAAAUCUGAAAUAGUAAUUGGAAUAAAAACAUAAUAUUUUAAUUAUUCAAAAAAGUCGCGUUAAUUUAAUCUGUUAAUCUCAUGUAUUUAGCAUGUCAGAAAUACAUGUACACGAAAUUGAAUAUUGCUCACUAAAUUGAAGUUAUAAGUUUAUUUAGAAGUAAACCAAAUGUGGGAAGAAAAGUUUUUAGAAUAUUUAGAAACUUUACUGGAAAAACUGUCAAACCAGCUGUUCACUUGUGAAAAAACUGAGAGAAUUAGAAGUGUUUUGAUAAAUGGGAAAAGUGAUUCAACGAGAUUCCGACAAUAUGUUAAGGAGAAGCAAUUCGCCUUGAUCAACUGAACAUUGGAGUACAGACGGAAUUUCCUUGCAUGCCGCAGCAAAACAAGCCAGUUUUUCUCUUGCAAGUAAGAGAUGCAAAUGUAAAGGAACAUGCCUGACAAAGACAUGCAAAUGUAAGAAAUCAGACGUUCCUUGUGGCAGCAAGUGUCACCCGGGCUGAGAGUGCCAAAACAGGAUUUCGAUAGACAAUUAAUUUCUGAACUAUUCAAUUCAAUUAAAUGUUCACUUGUUUACUUUAUUUAUCUAAUUGUAAUUAAUUAUUAAAUGUUAAUUUGUAAAACUCAAUAAAAGUUUGUUGAUAAUGUUUGUCUAAAAUAUACCCAUACAGUCUAAAUACCUGUAUGGUCCAGCUCGUACUAGCCCGUAUGAGUAUACUCGUACGGUCCGACCGUUCAAAUACUCGUACGGUCUGGAACAUACAUAUAAUUUUGUUUAUUGAUUGAGAAGAUUUUUAAAACACACAAACACUCUGUUAAUUUUUUUAGGGAUUAAAUAUUUUUUUUGUAUGUAAAUCCCCUUUCUGAUAAGAUUUUAUCUUAGAACCAAAUGAAGAUUCAGGGUGAGCACAUUUAUUGCACAGCUCCCUUAAAAAACACUGUACUUUAAUUCUAAGGAAAAUUACAACCAAUUUUGUUAUGUCACAAUAUGGUCUUCUUAAUCCUUAUUCCCAAGAGCUAAUUCCAUCAACAUCAAAGCCUGGGUCUGUGUUUGUAAAAGAAAAUGUUUUAAAUACAAAUCAGUAUUUUUCAUUAUGGCAUUAUCUUUACUUUCUACUCAUGUCUGUUAUAUUUGCACCUGAAGCUAAGCAUGUAAUCAGUAAUAUUGUACAAUUUAUCGCCACAAUACUUUUUUAGUGUUAGUUACAUACAUUUUAGAGAUAAGUCCAUAAUGUAUAGAUUUUCGGUCUUUAUUUUCUGACAUGGUUUAAGUUUUUGGUUGAGGUAGUUUUUGAUGAAGUUAAAGUCUAAUCAACUUGAAAAUAAUCACACACAUUCCUUAUGAUUAGAAUCUAAUUUUAAUGCCAAAUUAGAGAUUUUCCCCCAAUUUCACAAUCCGCUAAACAUGGAAAAUGAUAGUAUGGAUGGGGCAUCAUUGUACUAUGGACACAUUCUUGUUUUUAACUUAUUUUCCAUGCAUUCCUUGCUAUUCGCUCAAUAUGUAUGCCAGCUGAUACUUUUUAAUCAUUCCUAAAAUGAAUUUAUUCUAUUUUAUACUUGUAAAUAUUAAAAUUGUAUAUACAUUUUAUAUAGAAUAGUCAAUGGUGUUUUUAAUUCUAUUUAUAAUUUAUGUUUUAAUGAAAUGUGAUAUUUAAUAUCACGAACUAUUUGUACUAACUAUAUAUAUGUUUUCAUUUCUGUAGUCAUGGAUACACACAAAUAACUUUUAAUUAAUUUCAUUGUAUUAAAAGGCUUUGAUUAUGUAUACUAUAAUUAGAAGUAUUCAUUUAAAAAAGGAACGAGGGUCUGGAUAGGGGUCUGUUAUUCUGUAAACAUUUAAUUUUCAUCCCUUUUUUCUCUAAUCUUCAAAAAAUUAGACCACACAUUUCUCUAAUCUUCAUUUUAUUUGCCCAUUAUUCUCUUAUCUUCAGUUUUUAAGGGUUUUAUUCUUUAAUCAUUUAAUCCCAUCCAAACCCUACAGUAUAAGACUGCAUCAAUCCAUUAAUCCAUUAAUAAAUUUAUUAGGUCUGAGGAAAUGUUCUAUUUUUGUGAAUACUAAUAAUGUCAUAGUUAUAACAAAUAGUUUUAAAGCAAUUUUUUUAUUCUAAGCAAACACUUUGAAAAAUAUACUAUUACCAAGGCAAUAAAAUGAAUAUUCAUUAACUUUUUUUUAAGGUUUCCUUGAUUGACAUGAGAAAAGACAAAAUACCCAUAAUAGUGAAAUGAAAUAUAUGUCAUUUUUUAUAUUUAAUUCUAUGCUAUACAUAUGUAUAUAUAUAUAAGAUAUUGUCAUUUUUUUUAUACACUUAAUUUUUGACUCUUUAAUUUUACUUUUUAAGAUGUCUUUAUAUUAUCAAGAGAAAAUAAAUGAAUAAAUAUCUAA
Mytilus trossulus (common blue mussel) is the source of this 7392-nucleotide messenger RNA. Its product is annotated as fasciclin-1-like. Lineage: Eukaryota; Metazoa; Mollusca; Bivalvia; Mytilida; Mytilidae. The transcript has 13 exons. Bases 54 to 2165 code for a protein of 703 amino acids. The record is from RefSeq and is a predicted model, not a curated record.